UGCAGAGCAAACUUGGUGGACCUCCAGAAGAAGCUAGAGGAACUAGAGCUUGAUGAGCAGCAGAAGAAGCGGUUAGAAGCCUUCCUCACCCAAAAGGCCAAGGUUGGGGAGCUCAAGGAUGAUGACUUCGAACGGAUCUCAGAGCUGGGAGCCGGGAACGGCGGGGUGGUCACCAAGGUCCAGCACAGACCUUCAGGCCUCAUCAUGGCAAGAAAGCUGAUCCACCUGGAGAUCAAGCCAGCCAUCCGGAACCAGAUCAUCCGCGAGCUGCAGGUGCUGCAUGAGUGCAACUCCCCGUACAUUGUGGGCUUCUACGGGGCCUUCUACAGCGACGGGGAGAUCAGCAUCUGCAUGGAGCACAUGGAUGGUGGCUCUCUGGACCAGGUGUUGAAAGAAGCCAAGAGAAUUCCAGAAGAGAUCCUGGGGAAGGUCAGCAUUGCGGUUCUGCGGGGCCUGGCGUAUCUCCGGGAAAAGCACCAGAUCAUGCACCGAGAUGUGAAACCAUCUAACAUCCUCGUCAACUCCAGAGGGGAGAUCAAGCUGUGCGAUUUUGGGGUGAGCGGGCAGCUCAUCGACUCCAUGGCCAACUCCUUCGUGGGAACUCGAUCCUAUAUGUCUCCGGAGCGGCUGCAAGGCACUCACUACUCGGUGCAGUCAGACAUCUGGAGCAUGGGCUUGUCCCUGGUGGAGCUGUCCAUUGGAAGGUACCCCAUCCCCCCGCCGGAUGCCAAGGAGCUGGAGGCCAUAUUCGGCCGGCCCAUGGUCGAUGGGGCGGAAGGAGAGCCUCACACCAUCUCACCGCGGCCGAGACCCCCCGGACGCCCCAUCAGUGGCCACGGGGUGGACAGCCGACCGGCUAUGGCUAUCUUUGAACUGCUGGACUACAUUGUGAACGAGCCGCCUCCUAAGCUGCCCAGUGGUGUCUUCACCCAGGACUUCCAGGAGUUUGUGAAUAAAUGCCUCAUUAAGAACCCAGCUGAGCGAGCAGAUCUGAAGAUGCUCAUGAACCAUGGCUUCAUCAAACGGUCUGAGGUGGAAGAAGUGGAUUUUGCCGGCUGGUUGUGUAAAACGCUGCGUCUGAACCAGCCCAGCACGCCCACACGCACCGCCGUGUGAUCCUGCCGGUGACCUGUGAAUCCCGCCACCCGCCCUUCCCGCCCAGGACGGACCAGCUCCUCCCCGCCCGUUCCACCGAGCCCGGAGGAGAGUGCACAGCGGAACGUUCACUUCCUCUUCCACCUGUCGCAGCCUCGGCCCUCUGGUCUCUGGGGAAGGGUGACGCUGCCCGUGUUGCCGUCUCAGAACCUGCUUACUUAGGUUUAAAAAAAAAAAAAAAACAGGGAAAGGAAAAGCAAACCGA
Messenger RNA from Myotis davidii, 1360 nucleotides. RefSeq names its product mitogen-activated protein kinase kinase 2 (gene MAP2K2). The record is from RefSeq and is a predicted model, not a curated record. Gene Ontology annotation, biological process: protein phosphorylation. The transcript is spliced from 10 exons. NCBI's taxonomy places the organism in Eukaryota, Metazoa, Chordata, Mammalia, Chiroptera, Vespertilionidae. Gene Ontology annotation, molecular function: protein kinase activity; ATP binding. The annotation marks the transcript as partial.